AUGGUUCUCGUUGGCAUCGUAUUCCUGACAAUUCUUCUUACGAAUGCUGAGAAUUGGCCGUGGGCAACUGCUGGUGAUGAACUGACGUUUCAAUUUCGUUCUGUCAACGGGCUUUAUGUCGGGGCAGGUGUUUACCUAUCUGGUGUCCCGAUUGGCAAAGUAACGGCUAUUGAGCUCCGUCCUGAUACUGAUAAUGUGCACAUCAAGGCGAAAGUCAAAAACGCAUUUGAGUGGUUGAGGGAGGACUGUGGUGCCAGAAUUUCCAUGAACGGGUUUGUCGGUGAAAUUUAUAUCGCUCUUGACAAUGGACCCAUUGGGAACUCGACCUUAAAACCAGCGAACUUGCCGAUUGUUGGAAAAGACCCUGUGAAUGCCUUGGAACUCCUUGAGCAGACGAGUGCUGGUAUGACACAGGCUAUUGAACUCACAACGGCUGCUAAUGCAGUGCUACAAGCGAACCAAGAAGCCAUUCAGCUCGCCAUCAAAGAGAUUCGGGAGGUCGUCGCACUCACUGGAAAAACUAUUGAGAAGUUGAGCGUUGACUCUAAAGAUACGGUGCAAACUUUGACGCAACUCGCCUUAGAAAACGAUAGGCGGUUUCAGGGGACCCUCGUAAAGGUAAAUAACCUUAUAGCACAGUUAGAAGGCGAUUCCCUGAUGGUGAGCAGUCAAAUAAGUGACAUUACACGUGAACUCUUGAGGCUCCUGAAUCAGAAUUCACCGAAACUCAACACUAUUUUUACCGAUGUUCGCGCGACAACAUCAGAAUUUCGACAGAUAACACAAGAUUUUCGCUCAGAUUUCGACACGUUAGCGGCACAGGUUUCUGCCCUUGUUUCGCAAGGUAGUAAUGCUAUUGAAACAGGAGAAGCCAACAUCGCACCUAUCUUAGAGAACCUAAAGGCGACGACUGCUUCGGUCGCUGCUCUGGAGACGAGCGUCAGUCGUUUUCUUACCACGCUUAACGAGGGUGAGGGUACUGUCGCGCAAUUGCUGAACACACCCGAGCCGCUUAAAGAUGUCCGGCGAACCUUGCAAAAUGUCGACGAAAUGAUGAGUGCGGUAACGGAACUCUCUGAAAAAACUGAGAAGCAGUUGGAGCAAUUUGAUUUACCGCAGUUUGGUUGGGAUUAUGAGCUCCGCUAUCUGAGUCUCGAAGAGCGACUUUACAAUGAACUGGCGUUUUCACUUUCUCGCAGCCCCGACGCACACUAUAGGUUCGGGGUAGGUGUUCGAGAUGAGAAGGUUCGCUUUGAGUUUCAGUAUGCACACGAUGUAACAGAUUUUCUCCGUGCGCGUGCCGGGUUUAUGCGUUCCAAAGUGGGAGCAGGCUUGGAUUUGUGGUUGUGGUCCCGACGUUUCGGCAUCAGCGUUGAAGGGGUAGGACUGACGAGCAGAGAACCAGAGUUGAACGCGGAAGUAGCGUUGCGGUUUUUCCGAUAUGGACAAUUUCUGCUGGGUGCAGAGAAUUUGACCGGUGAGCAGCGUUGGACAACAGGGUUUCGCUUUUUUGGUGGUGAGUGGUAA
This is a messenger RNA of Geodia barretti, 1527 nucleotides long. Lineage: Eukaryota; Metazoa; Porifera; Demospongiae; Tetractinellida; Geodiidae. The record is from the annotation of a GenBank genome assembly.